Messenger RNA from Ricinus communis (castor bean), 4154 nucleotides. Its product is annotated as probable manganese-transporting ATPase PDR2. The record is from RefSeq and is a predicted model, not a curated record. Gene Ontology annotation, molecular function: ATP binding; ATP hydrolysis activity; P-type ion transporter activity. Gene Ontology annotation, biological process: intracellular calcium ion homeostasis. NCBI's taxonomy places the organism in Eukaryota, Viridiplantae, Streptophyta, Magnoliopsida, Malpighiales, Euphorbiaceae. Bases 317 to 3898 code for a protein of 1193 amino acids. Gene Ontology annotation, cellular component: endoplasmic reticulum membrane. The transcript has 22 exons.
CAUCUCUAAACCUUAAUAUUUGCUUUCCAAGCAUAAUAAGCGUCCCCCCUCCCUCACUGCAGAUGCAUUAGCGACUUGAUGAUGAAGUGACGAUAGCACGCAGCGUAUUGAGAUAUUGGGACAACUUUUACACUGAGCCGCGAAAAGAGCAAAUCUCAUACGGUGUAUCGCAGAGAUUCUCUCUCUCUUGAUAACCAAUCUCUCCUGAAAUCGAUCUAGCGUGGGUUUCUGAUCUCUGUCUCUGUCUCUCUCUCUCUCUCUCUCUAUGUGUUUUUAACAUCAGAAGAAGGUCUGAUUUGGAACUAGGGAUUUAAAGAUGUUGAGAUUUGAUGUUGGUGGUAAAGUGGUGGAGAGAGUGGAUUUAUUAAGGAAGAAACACUGGGGAUGGCGUUUGGAUGUUUGGCCUUUUGCGAUUUUAUACCUUAUUUGGGUUACUGCUGUCGUCCCUAGCAUUGAUUUCGGUGAUGCUACUAUUGUUCUUGGGGCUCUUGUGGCUCUUCACAUUCUCUCCUGGCUCUUCACUGCUUGGUCUGUUGAUUUCAAAUGCUUUGUUCAGUAUAGUAAGGGUAGUGAUAUUCAUGUUGCUGAUGCAUGUAAAAUAACUCCUGCCAAGUUUUCCGGUUCCAAAGAAGUAGUGCCAUUGCAUUUACGUAAACAGUUGGAAAGUUCUUCAACCCCAGGGCAUGUAGAAGAAAUUUACUUUGAUUUCAGAAAGCAGCGUUUCAUCUACUCAAAAGAGAAGAACACAUUUUGCAAGCUUCCUUACCCUACCAAGGAAACUUUUGGUUACUACCUUAAAUGUUCUGGUCAUGGCUCCGAGAGUAAAGUAGCUGCCGCUACUGAAAAAUGGGGACGGAAUGCGUUUGAAUAUCCGCAACCUACAUUCCAGAAAUUAAUGAAAGAGCACUGCAUGGAGCCCUUUUUUGUGUUUCAGGUCUUUUGUGUGGGGCUUUGGUGCUUGGAUGAAUACUGGUAUUACAGUUUGUUCACUCUUUUCAUGCUGUUUAUGUUCGAGUCCACAAUGGCGAAAAGUAGGUUGAAGACUCUUAGUGAACUACGGCGUGUUAGAGUAGAUGGCCAGACCCUAAUGGUCCACCGCUGUGGGAAGUGGGUGAAACUCUCUGGGACUGAUCUUUUGCCCGGUGAUGUUGUCUCCAUUGGGCGCUCCUCUGGACAGAAUGGAGAAGAUAAGUCGGUGCCAGCAGACAUGCUGUUAAUAGCUGGAAGUGCCAUUGUAAAUGAAGCUAUUCUCACAGGCGAGUCUACUCCGCAAUGGAAGGUUUCUAUAAUGGGUAGAGGAAAUGAGGAGAAGUUAUCAGCUAAGCGAGAUAAAACUCAUGUUUUAUUUGGUGGAACUAAAGUAUUGCAGCAUACCCCAGAUAAGACCUUUCCUCUGAGAACACCUGAUGGUGGUUGUUUGGCUGUUGUUCUAAGAACUGGGUUUGAAACAAGUCAAGGGAAACUGAUGAGGACAAUUUUAUUUUCCACUGAGCGGGUUACUGCCAACAGCUGGGAAAGUGGGCUCUUUAUUCUAUUCUUAGUUGUAUUUGCAGUUAUUGCUGCUGGUUAUGUACUUAAAAAGGGAUUAGAAGAUCCGACAAGGAGCAAAUACAAGCUUUUCCUAAGCUGUUCACUUAUUAUAACUUCUGUGAUCCCGCCUGAAUUACCUAUGGAAUUAUCGAUAGCAGUUAAUACGUCUCUUAUUGCGCUGGCGCGGCGUGGAAUAUUUUGUACGGAACCAUUUCGCAUUCCAUUUGCUGGAAAAGUUGACAUAUGUUGCUUUGAUAAAACUGGAACGCUCACGUCUGAUGACAUGGAGUUCUGUGGAGUUGUUGGGUUGACUGAUGGAAUGGAUUUGGAAUCUGAUAUGUCCAAAGUGCCUGUUCGAACUGUAGAAGUUUUGGCUUCUUGUCAUGCCUUGGUUUUUGUGGACAACAAACUGGUCGGUGAUCCUCUUGAGAAAGCUGCACUUAAAGGAAUAGACUGGAGUUACAAAUCUGAUGAGAAGGCCAUGCCAAAAAAGGGAGGUGGCAAUGCUGUGCAGAUUGUUCAGAGACAUCACUUUGCAUCCCAUUUAAAACGAAUGGCAGUUGUUGUUCGCAUAAACGAAGAAUUUUUUGCUUUUGUGAAGGGAGCACCAGAAACUAUACAGGAUAGACUCACUGAUUUGCCACAAUCCUAUAUUGCUACCUAUAAGAAAUUCACACGUCAAGGGUCUCGUGUUUUGGCCCUUGCUUACAAGUCCCUUCCGGACAUGACAGUUAGUGAAGCUAGAAGCAUGGAUAGAGAUGUAGUAGAGAAUGGGCUCAUUUUUGCUGGUUUUGCGGUAUUUAAUUGUCCUAUAAGAGCAGAUUCAGCUACAAUUUUAUCUGAAUUAAAGAAUUCAUCACAUGACUUGGUGAUGAUCACCGGUGACCAGGCUUUGACAGCGUGCCAUGUUGCUAGUCAAGUACAUAUUAUAACUAAACCAGCACUGAUUCUUGGUCCAGCAAGGGAUACUGAAGGAUAUGAGUGGAUAUCACCUGAUGAGUCAGAGAUUAUCCGUUACAGUGACAAAGAGGUUGGAGCUUUAGCAGAGACACACGACCUUUGCAUCGGAGGUGAUUGCAUUGCAAUGUUGGAGCAGGGUUCUGCUACUCUUCAAGUCAUUCCCCAUGUCAAGGUCUUUGCAAGAGUUGCUCCCGAGCAAAAGGAACUAAUCAUGACCACUUUCAAGAUGGUGGGAAGGAUGACUUUGAUGUGUGGGGAUGGUACCAAUGAUGUUGGAGCUUUGAAGCAGGCUCAUGUAGGUGUUGCACUAUUAAAUGCAGUACCUCCUGCACAAAGUGGAAAUUCUUCUGCAGAAAUAUCUAAAGAUGGAAAUCUGAAGUCUGUCAAAUCAAAAAAGUCUAAGCUCAUAUCAGAAGUGGCUAGGAAGGCUGGUAAUCUAAAUGGAGAAGGCUCCUCAAAAGGCAAGGUUGUUGCGAAACCAGAUUCCAGUAAUCAAUCUGCUGGUAAUCGUCAUCUGACAGCUGCAGAAAUGCAACGACAGAAGCUGAAAAAACUAAUGGAUGAGAUGAAUGAGGAGGGUGAUGGUCGCUCAGCUCCCAUUGUCAAGCUUGGAGAUGCCUCAAUGGCCUCUCCUUUUACAGCAAAACAUGCAUCAGUUUCUCCUACCACUGACGUAAUUCGUCAGGGUCGCAGUACCCUUGUGACUACUCUCCAGAUGUUUAAAAUACUUGGGCUCAACUGCCUUGCUACGGCAUAUGUGUUGAGCGUCAUGUAUUUGGAUGGUGUCAAGCUUGGUGAUGUCCAGGCCACAAUCAGCGGUGUCUUUACAGCUGCCUUUUUUCUGUUUAUCUCGCAUGCACGCCCUCUUCCUACCCUUUCAGCUGAACGGCCCCAUCCCAAUAUUUUCUGCUCUUAUGUAUUCCUUUCCCUUAUGGGACAGUUUACAAUCCACCUGUUUUUCUUAAUGACUUCCGUAAAAGAGGCUGAGAAGCAUAUGCCAGAUGAAUGCAUUGAGCCAGACUCUGAUUUUCAUCCAAACCUGGUGAAUACAGUUUCAUACAUGGUCAGCAUGAUGCUCCAGGUGGCCACUUUUGCGGUGAACUAUAUGGGCCAUCCCUUCAAUCAGAGUAUAACAGAAAAUAAACCAUUUCUGUAUGCUCUUCUGGCUGCUGUAGGUUUCUUCACUGUUAUCACUUCUGAUCUAUUCAGGGACUUGAAUGAUUGGUUGAAGUUGGUGCCUUUGCCUCCUGGAUUGAGGGAUAAGCUUUUGAUUUGGGCAUUUCUUAUGUUUCUGAUCUGCUAUACGUGGGAGAGAUUGUUGAGAUGGGCUUUCCCAGGUCGGAUUCCAGCUUGGAGAAAACGACAGCAGCUGGCUGACAGUAAUUUAGAAAACAAGAAACAUGUCUGAGUUGUUGUAGGGAAAUGGUUUUGCAGAAGACGACUGAUAGGACCAGUAGCAGAAACGCUAGAAGCAUUAAAAACCUGUAGCUGAAUUGCUUUUGAUAUGUAAUAUUUUUGCCCAUUCAUUUUUUAUUACAUGGGAAUUUUUGUCAAAUAUAGUGAUUGAACAGGAACUACAGGGCGGAAGAUUUGUUUCUGCCUUUACACAGUUGUAACUUCCCUAUUUUUCCAUUUUGGAUGAUUUACAAAAACUGCUUUUGCCA